AUGGCCACGCCGAUCGCACCGAUGGCCGUGAUGAUGGCGAUGCUGGUGAUGGUCGCGGCGUCCACUGCGCAGGACGGCCAUCACGCACCUGACCCUCACCACCACCACCACCAUGCCGCGGCGCCGGGUCCUCAUAACUGCCUGGCACCGGCGCCAGGUCUUCAUCACGGACAUCACCGCCAUCACCCUCACCCCCCUCACGCCCCGGCGCCCGUUCCUAUUCAUGGGAGCCAGCCGACCGGAGCUCCUAGUCCCGACAACCAUGGCGGGCUCAACUCUCCAGCACCGGCACCAGUUGAUGUCGACCAUCUGGGCAACGCUCCGGUGCCUGGCAACCAGUCUGCCAGCGCGCCGAGCCCGUACACCAAUGGCGUCCACGACGCUCCGGCUCCGGCUCCUGCAAGCCAGGAGGUGCUUUGCGCUCCGACUCCGUACCAACAUGGCGGCCACGACGACGCUCCAGCGCCAACGCCAACUCCAGUUCACGGCAACCAGCCGGCCAGCGCUCCUAGUCCGUACCACCAUGGCCAACACAACUCUCCAGCGCCGGCGCCGGUUCAUGACAACCAACCGGCCAGCGCUCCUAGUCCGUACCACCAUGGCGAACACAACUCUCCAGCGCCGGAGCCGGUUCAUGACAACCAACCGGCCAGCGCACCGGCUCUAGACAACCAAGGCGGCAACAACGCUCCAGCGCCGGCGCCGGUCCAUGCCGAACAGCCGGCCAUAGCUCCAAGCCCGCUUCUCCAAGGACACGACGCUCCGACUCCGUCUCCGGCGACAGUUGCCCCAGCGCCGCACCGCGACCACGCUCCGUCGCAAGGGAAGCCACCAGCCCACGCCCCGGCUCACGUUGGUGAAGAGCCCCCCCAGCCGAGUGGUUUCGCGCAACCCCCGGCUUCUGAUCCGCGCUACUACUACCCCUCGUCCGCCCCCGCGCCGUCUCCAGAAAGCUCUGCUGCUCCUGUCGCCGUCGCUGGUCGAUCAUCGACGCUGCUCGCCGGCGUGGUUGGCGUGUUCUUGUGCGCAUCCGUGCUUGUUCUAUAG
Miscanthus lutarioriparius is the source of this 1047-nucleotide messenger RNA. The record is from the annotation of a GenBank genome assembly. Lineage: Eukaryota; Viridiplantae; Streptophyta; Magnoliopsida; Poales; Poaceae.